AACCAGCGGAAAGUGUUCGGUCUGCUGGAGCACCCAGCGCUGCCCCCCACCUUGGCCGCCCCCAUUGCCACCUACAAACUGUUCCUGUCAGGGAAGAGUGGCGUUGGGAAGACAUCCCUGGUGGCCUCUCUGGCAGGGACCCCCGUGUCCCCCGGCCAUCACGAGACCCUCGGGAUUGAAGUCACCACAGUGUACUGGCCAGCCAAGCCAUGGGACAGCAGCCGCCCCGUCAUCUUCCAGCUCCAGUUCUGGGACUGCGGGGAUGGAGCGCUGAGAAAAUUCGAGCAUCUGCUGCCUGCUUGUAAGGCGGAGGCAGAUGCUGUCCUCUUCCUCUUCUCCUUCACGGAUCGCUCAUCCUUUGAGGAGCUGCCAGCACAGAUGAGCCGAGUGCUGGGCCCUGGCGAGGACAGCCUUGUUAGGGUGGUGGUUGGCACCAAAUCUGACCUGUCCCCACACAUGGCUGUGACAGAGAGGGAUGUGACAGCCUUUGAGGGGCUGUGGGGGCUGCAGGUGCUGCGUGCAGGCAGCGUGCCGGGGGCCGGGGGGGCCGGGGGGAGCCGCAGGGCGCUGCCACGGGUCACCCCCAUCCUUGACACCCUGGUCAAGGGGCUCUGGCGCCGGGACCAAAUAGCAGCUGGUGUCACCCCAGAAG
Molecule: messenger RNA, 652 nt
Organism: Acanthisitta chloris (rifleman)
Lineage: Eukaryota; Metazoa; Chordata; Aves; Passeriformes; Acanthisittidae
Gene: CPLANE2
Product: REM2 and RAB-like small GTPase 1
Exons: 5
Molecular function (GO): GTPase activity; GTP binding
Source: RefSeq, a predicted model, not a curated record